AUGCCGACACCAGAUGAUAGACUUGAUGCUAUUGAUAACAUAAAAGAGAAGAUAAGUUUAACAGUUCAAGAAUCAGUAGAAAUUUUAGGAGGAAUGAUUAGUGAUUUUUGUGAAAAUUCGCUUCGUGAUGUUGAAUACCGUUCUCCAAUUAUACUUAUGAAGGGUACGAAAAGAAAUCAUGGCCCUUUACUUCCUCAAUCUGAGAAAAUUUUAUCUAACCUGACAUACAAUAUUGGAAAAAUUAUUAUGACUGGGGGUUUACUUGAUCAACUAACAACCUGCUCUAUGUCAGCAUCGAAAAACAAAGCCUGUUCUUUUGUCAAAUUGCAUCAUAAUUUUCAUAAAAUAUUGGCUAAUCUACUUCCAGUGUUAUAUCCAACGCAGUGCAAAGAGAGACAAAUGAAGCAUUUCAAAGAAGAUGGAAGCCUUCCUUUACACAUUGGAUUUGCCAACUGUCUCACUUACUGCAAAAUAAUAAAAAAGGAGAAAUGA
Molecule: messenger RNA, 492 nt
Organism: Trichoplax adhaerens
Lineage: Eukaryota; Metazoa; Placozoa; Uniplacotomia; Trichoplacea; Trichoplacidae
Exons: 4
Coding region: 1-492 (163 amino acids)
Source: RefSeq, a predicted model, not a curated record